AUGUCUUGGCUCGCAGGGUACGGCCCCGAAGACGAGGAAGAGAACGAUAACCUGGGAGUGGACUGGGUGCUCAAAUAUGAGUUUGAUGAUCUCGACCAAGCAGAAGCAAUAGAGAAAUACCGCACGCUCCUCCACGACUUGAACGAAGCAGGUCUUCGAGUACAAGUCCGCCAUGGACAUGGUGCGUCGCUGUUGGUUUGCAUUCGAGUUCCCCGAGAUCACCUGGGGAACAUGAUCCACAAGUCGAGAAUCAAAGACUGGCUGUUUGGAAUCACCCACAGCCUGCCUGCUGGAGACCAAAACGCCAUGGCCGAUGCCGAAACACCGGCGGAAGAAUAUCGUUCGGUGUACCACGCGGUCACCUGGCAGAAGGAACUGGGUGGUGCGGGCAUCACGCCGGGGUUUGGCAAGUGGGAAAACAUUACCGCCUCGUUUCCACUGCAUGACCGGGAGGCCUGUUCAAAACUCCUACGACAAUGGAGCCGGAAGACUAUGUUGACCACGAAGGACUUGGAUACCAUUCGUGCGCUGUUUGGGGAAAAGGUCGCUUUCUACUACGCUUUCAUUCACUGCUACUCGCUGUUUUUGGUUGUGCCCGCUGCACUGGGGAUCGUCGGGUGGCUAUACUUGGGUCCAUACUCCAUUACUUAUGGUGCGCUUCUCUGCAUUUGGUGCAUCGUGUUUGUCGAAUACUGGAAGAUCCGCGAGGCAGAUCUCAGCUUGCGAUGGGGCGUCAAGGGAGUCGGGCGAUUGAAGGUCAACCGAAUCCAAUAUAAGUGGGACAAAGAAGUCAAGGACCGCAUCACAGGGCAGACCAAGCGAGUGUUUCCAGGGUGGAAACAAUUCCUACGCCAACUACUCCUCGUCCCAUUUGCGUCCGUCGCAGCUGUGGCACUCGGCAGCCUGAUCGUUGUGACGUUUGCGUCGGAGGUGUUUAUCUCAGAAGUCUACGCUGGUCCGUUCAAGGAAUACUUGGAAUUCCUGCCCACAGUCCUUUUCUCCUUGUCUCUGCCUGCCAUCACCUCGAUGCUGACGAGUAUCGCCAUUCGUCUGACGGACUAUGAAAACUACCGCACGCAGGACCAGUACGAUCUUGCCCAGACCCAGAAGACAUUUGUCAUGAACUUCAUCACAUCGUUCCUGCCGACAAUCCUGACAGCAUACGUCUACGUGCCUUUUGGAAAAUCCAUUGUUCCUCACUUGGAUAUCUUGCGGAGGACCGGCCUCAAACCUGAGCUGCUCAGCACCCAAAAAGAGUUCGAGGUAGACACGAACCGCUUCCAGCAAGAGGUGAUCUACCUGUCAAUGACAGCGCAGGUGCUCAGUUUCGGCGAGGAGAUUAUCUUGCCUUAUAUCAAACACGCGCUGUGGCAGAAAUGGCGCGACUACCGGGAUCGCCAGGCCGGGUUCCAUCGCAAGCGCAGUGCCUCCAAGGCGGCUGAUCUGCUUCUCAUGGACCCGCCCGAUGAAGCCUCAUUCAUGACCAGGCUUCGCGGCGAGGCUGAUGCGGAAGAGUACAAGGUUGAAGAGGACAUCCUGGAGAUGUGUGUGCAGUUUGGGUAUCUGGCCCUGUUUGGCGUGGCCUGGCCACUUGUGCCACUGGGAUUCCUGGUGAACAACUGGUUGGAGCUGCGAGGCGACUUCUUCAAGCUCACCCUCGAGUGCCAACGCCCGCCACCCAUCCGGGCGGACUCGAUCGGGCCAUGUCUAUUGGGACUGGACUUCCUUGCUUGGCUGGGGACACUCUCAACUGCAGCGAUUGUGCACGUCUACCGCGGGCCUAUCUCUGAGGUGCGACUGUCCUCACUGCUGCUGACCAUGUUCAUCACCGAGCAGCUCUACCUCGCGGCUCGGUUUACCGCCAACGCCGCGCUGGAGAAGAUCUUUUCUGGCACCAUCCGUCGCGAAGAGGAUCGUCGGUACGUUGUGCGGAAGAGCUUUCUCAUGGCGAGCAUGUCGAGGAACGGGUCUCCGGGCUCUGGGGACUCGCCGACCCGUGUGCGCCCACGGGUGCGUUUCAACGAAAAGGUCAAUGUCUACAGCUCCAACACCGAGGCUAUGCCUUCCCCGGGUGGCAGCCCCAUACCAAGCAUUGAGCAACCCCAGGACGAUUUGCUGCGCGGUGAUCGUGAGGCUGAAUUUUGGAAUGGGUCCUCGAGUGACAUGACCAGCGCAGGCGCCAAACUGAUUCGCGCUCUCUGCUCGUCCAAAGCAGUUGGAGUCAAGUCGUCGAAAGAGGCAUAG
Penicillium alfredii is the source of this 2244-nucleotide messenger RNA. Its product is annotated as anoctamin family protein. Gene Ontology annotation, molecular function: chloride channel activity. Gene Ontology annotation, cellular component: cortical endoplasmic reticulum. Lineage: Eukaryota; Fungi; Ascomycota; Eurotiomycetes; Eurotiales; Aspergillaceae. Bases 1 to 2244 code for a protein of 747 amino acids. The record is from RefSeq and is a predicted model, not a curated record. The transcript has 4 exons. Gene Ontology annotation, biological process: chloride transmembrane transport.